UUCCUUCCUUUCUGUGUCCAGACUGGCAGGAGAAAUUCCAUCUGGGGGGAGGCAAACCCUAACCCUUUGCUCUUCUCUGCAAUGGGAAGUGAUUUCAAACCGAACACCUGAGCGCCAGCCAAUCAGGGAGGGCCAUCUCUAGUUGCCAAGGCAACCUUCCUUCCUUUAAUGCCUAGCCCAUGCGGUGACACCUUGGAUUGUGCUGGGUGCCGCUUGCCUGCCUGACCGUCUCCCACAGCCUACCUCCAACCCCGGCGGUAUUCUUCAUCUCCCGGCAGCACCAGCCGUUGGCAGGCAUCCCCCAUGAUCUAGCAUCAUCCAUCCCCAACAGCAUCCAGGCCUUUGCUGUCUCGCCCCCCCCCCCCGAUGGGACAGCUGCCAACAUGAGCACCGAUGCCAGCCACCUGCCUGCGGGAUCCCAGGAGGCGAGCGGGGCUCUGUGGACUCCAUCCAGCUGGAUAGCUUCCGACGUCCCUCCCAACGCCAGCACCUCCUUGGCCCAGCCGGAUCAGUGGCAAAGGGCGGAGGAGUGGGGUGGCACUACCGGAGAGAUUGCGGGCACGGUCGCGAUCCAGUGUAUCUACGCCCUGGUGUGCCUGCUGGGGCUUCUCGGCAACUCCCUGGUGAUCUUUGUCAUCCUGCGCUACGCCAAGAUGAAGACGGCCACCAACAUUUACCUGCUCAACCUGGCCAUCGCCGACGAGCUCCUCAUGCUUAGCAUCCCCUUCGUGGCGACUUCGGCUGCGCUGCACCACUGGCCCUUCGGCCGGGCCCUGUGCCGCACCGUGCUGGGCGUGGACGGGCUCAACAUGUUCACCAGCGUCUUCUGCCUGACCGUGCUCAGCCUGGACCGCUACAUCGCUGUGGUGCACCCACUGCGGGCAGCCACCUACCGCCGGCCCAGGGUGGCCAAGAUGGUCAACGGAGGGGUCUGGCUGCUCUCGCUUCUGGUGGCCUCGCCCAUCCCCAUCUUCGCCGGCACAGCGGCCACGCACGACGGCCGAGCGGUGGCCUGCAACCUGCUGUGGCCUAGUCCGGCCUGGUCAGCUGCCUUUGUGGUCUACACGACCUUGCUGGGCUUCCUGCUGCCGGUGCUGGCCAUGGGCUUCUGCUACCUGCUGAUUGUGGGCAAGAUGCGGGCGGUGGCUCAGCGGGUGGGCUGGCAGCAGCGGCGGCGCUCGGAGGGGAAGCUGACCCGGCUGGUGUUGAUCGUGGUGGCCAUGUUUGUGGUGUGCUGGAUGCCCUUUUAUGUGGUUCAGCUGGUGAACCUGCUGCUGCCCGGCCACCUGGAUGCCACGGUGAACAAUGCCUCUCUCAUCCUCAGCUACUCCAACAGCUGCGCCAACCCCAUCCUUUACGGCUUCCUCUCGGAGAACUUCAGGCACUCCUUCCACGGGGUGCUGCGGCGAUGCUGCGACGCCAGCUUCUGCUGCUGCUGCCACCCGGACCUGGGCGCCGCUGAGGAGGAAGAGGAGGAGGAGCCGCUAGAUUACUGUGCCGUCCCCAAGGGGGAGGAGACGAGCAAGGGCUGCAUGUGCCCAUCUUUGCAUUGCCAGCGGGAGCCGGUGCACCCUGAGCCCUGCUGUACUCCUGGCACCCUCCUUGCAAAGACCACCACCUUCUAGAUGGCCUGUGUCUUCCUCCUCUGCCUUCUGAAAGGGUGCUUCCUCCUGGCCCGGCCCCCGCCUUGGCAGGACCAGCAUCUUGCAAUGAGCACCAUUGCCCUGCCGCUGCAUCUCACCCUUCAGAAACAGACGAACGGGGUAAAGAAGCCUGCGUAAGUCCUCGGCGGGAGGGCCAGUUGCUUCUAGGUUGGCUCCUGCCUUUGGGCUGCGGCUGGGAUGGGGCUUGUAUGGGUGCUGGGUAAGCUGGGUGAAAGACCUGCACCUGCUUUUUUCUCUUUGGGUGCCUGGGCUUGUGUCUUGAUCGAUACCUUCUGUAGCCUGAGCAGUCCCUUGCCACUGAGACCGUGGGGACGGUGCUUGGAGUAAGGUGCCACUCAAGGUGGCAAAGGGGAAUGAGGAUUCUUUUAGCCCCUCCCAUCCCAGGCAUUUGCUCACAGAGCAGGAGUUCUCUGUUGGCCUUCUCUGACAUGGGCUGUUUCCUAUGAGGGGAGGGAUAGUUCAGUGGUUUGAGCAUUGGCCUGUUAAACCCAGGGUUGUGAGUUCAAAUGUUGAGGGGGCCAUUUAGGGGUCUGGAGCAAAAAUCUGUCAGUGACAAUACUUGGUCCAGCCUGUGACCUUUCCAGCUCUAUGAGAUAGGUAUAUUAUUAAAAAAUACAAAUAUAACUGAUUGCCAACAUUACUUUAAAAAUAUUUUUGAUUUACUUGGGGACUGGUCCUGUUUUGAGCAGGGGGUUGGACUAGAUGACCUCCUGAGGUCCCUUCCAGCCCUGAUAGUCUAUGAUUCUAUGUUUCUAUGAGCCUGGCUCAGCACAAGGGGCUAGGGAUAUGAUACAGGUUAAUGGUCAGCAUUGGGACCACAUCCUGCGCCUGAUGACUUCAGGACGAGUUUUUCUGCUGAUCUCGCUCAGCCCUUCUAAGGCCAGGCUGGUAAUUAAAAUGCAAGAAAGAGAGCGAGAGAAUGUAUUUUCUUUAAUCUUUUGUGACCAGUGUUCGGAAGGGGAUGCGCUAUCCUUAGCAAUUUAUGACUAGAUUUUCAGAAGAGCACAACUCCCAUUAAAAACAAAGGGGGCUGUGGGGUCCUUUUGAAAAUCCACCCAUUAACCUAAUAAAGUGUCUCUAAAGGGAAAACAGUACCCUAGUUUGCAGAAAGUACAAUGAGUGACAGUAACCUAACCCCAAAAUAUUGAUUUCAGGCUCAGCCUAGCUCCGAUGUAGUGAAUGAGAAUUUUGCCAUUGACAUGAGCAUAAACAGAAUCCAGACUUUUUAAAUGCUUGAGGUUCUUUUAGAUCCUUAGAAAGAGCAGUGGUGGGUAGGACUGAGCUGUAGUUGUGCCAUGAAUGAUCCGAUCUGUAAUUGUGUCAUGGAAAAAUAAAAAGCCAUCAUGUUGGCCUGUAACGCUGUUAUUAUUAUCCCUGAGUAUUACAUUAUGGGGAUGGUUUUGUUUUUUAAACAAACAGCCUUCACAGCAUACAAGAUCUUUAGGCAUAAAAAGUGGAAAGCUACAGUCUGAAAUGUAUCCUGGUGAAUCAGUAAUAAAUCCUAACCAUGAACCAACUCCAAAGGUUUGUAGUCAGGAGUUUUCCAUCCUCCAUGGAAUUCCUGCAUUUUAGGGGCUCAAAUGCACUUGUUCUCAUUUGGCUUUCCUUAAAAUUCUUGCCGUACCUAAAAACACUGUCUCCUGGAAGUCACUGAGCGUGACGUCCUGCCAUGUUCUUGAGAUGCCCGUUCAUACCCUUAGAGAUUGCUCCAACUGCUCCAGCGAUCACUGGAAUCAUCGUUGUCCGCGUUUCCCGUAAUCGUUCCACUUUGUGGCAUAGCUCUGCAUAGUACUUCACUGUCGUCUCGUCUUGUUUCCUUUUUAUGUUUCAGUCUGCUGGGAUGGCAACAUCCAUCAACAUGGUCCCAUUGAUCUUCUUUCCUACAACAACUCAUUACUGUUAAUUAUUAUCAUUACCAUAGCACCUAGUUAGAGACCAGGACUCUGUUGCACUAGAAACCCAGAACAAAAAGACGGUCUCAGAGCUCACAAUCUAAGUAGUCACAUGGACACUGGAGCCCACUUUAAUCCUCAUCACUCUCAGUUGACAAAGGAGUACAAGAAUUGGAGGUGGACAGGUUUAUCUGAGAUGCUUCCAAUUUGGGCCCCCACCAUGCCUGUGCUUACCGUUCUGCACUGCGAGUAGUCCCGUUGUCAGUCGAUGAGACAGCUCGUAGGGUGGAUAAACAGGUGCUUCUAUCUUUUCAAGAUCAGGACGUUGGGAGCCAUAGCGGUCCUGGGAAGAUUUAUGUAAGGGAUUCCAUCUGCUGGAUACGCCCUGUAAAAUGGCAUUAAGUGACUCCUGUCCUCUGGCUAACCACUGCACUAUCUUGGCAGCUCGUCAUGGGGCUGGUUCUCCUGGCUCUUCGCUUUGUGCAGUCCUUUCCACCAGUGUGAUGUGCCCCUAGCGUUCUGAUCCGGUUACAUGUCGCACCCAUUUUGCCUUCAUGUAAAGGACGGCACCAGAUGCAGGAGACUCAGGCCCCACAAACGCUUGCACAACAACCGCCGGUGCUGGUUUCCCAGAGCUGCUGAUCACUCUCUAACUGCAUCACUGCCAGUUGAGGUACAGGCAAAGGUUAUGUUCCCAAAGGACAACCCUGUGCUGCCCUUUUGACUUUGACAACUGUUACACUGUUCUUAAUUUUCAGUUGCACAUGAGGGAGGCAAAGGGAUCUUGGCCUGGGAGAGGUUCUUUAAUAACAUUUCAAUUAUGCUCAAGCAAUAAAAAGUACAAAGCUAA
Molecule: messenger RNA, 4406 nt
Organism: Chrysemys picta bellii (western painted turtle)
Lineage: Eukaryota; Metazoa; Chordata; Testudines; Emydidae
Gene: SSTR4
Product: somatostatin receptor 4
Biological process (GO): neuropeptide signaling pathway; cellular response to glucocorticoid stimulus
Cellular component (GO): neuron projection; plasma membrane
Molecular function (GO): neuropeptide binding; somatostatin receptor activity
Source: RefSeq, a predicted model, not a curated record